Xiphias gladius (swordfish) is the source of this 1922-nucleotide messenger RNA. Its product is annotated as pre-miRNA 5'-monophosphate methyltransferase. Gene Ontology annotation, biological process: negative regulation of pre-miRNA processing; miRNA metabolic process. Lineage: Eukaryota; Metazoa; Chordata; Actinopteri; Istiophoriformes; Xiphiidae. Gene Ontology annotation, molecular function: O-methyltransferase activity; RNA methyltransferase activity. The record is from RefSeq and is a predicted model, not a curated record. Gene Ontology annotation, cellular component: cytoplasm. The transcript is spliced from 2 exons. The coding region runs from base 278 to 1033 and encodes 251 amino acids.
UCUUGUUUUAGUCUAUAUUUUGGUUACAUUUUGAAAUGAAGUACGCCAAAUAGGCUAAUAGCAGUUCCUGUUUGCAUUUUACCAUUUGAUGUACUGUCACUUCUCAAUUAAUUACUUUGACACUGAAGAAAACAUUAAACGAUAACUAACUUCCGUUGCUGUUUUUUAUUUAUAAGACGGUCCAGUGAGCCAUAGAUGGGAAAAUACCCGUCAAGCCAGCCGCCGUUUGGAUUUUUUUUUUUCCGCCCGGAAGCAUUUUAGAAGCGCACACAUCACAAUGGCAACAUGUUCGACAAAUAGCGAUUCCGUUGAUGAGCUAGAUGAUCCCGGAGCCGCUCCUUAUGGCAACUUUAUAAACUAUUACACCUUUAAUCCUCCGGAGAACCGAUUGGGUCUGAUUCCAGCCACACUCCUUCAGGAUUUAGGUUACAGCAACGGCCAUCGCACCACACUGAUACUGGACGUGGGAUGUAAUUCAGGGGACCUGAGUGUAGCCUUUUAUAAGCAUCUGGUGCAGGAACCUGUGUGUGAAGAAGAGUCGGAUAGGAGCCAAGUUCAUCUAUUGGGCUUCGACCUGGACGAGGCUCUCAUUCAGCGGGCUCAGCAGACCAACCCUCUGCCCAGCAACAUCUCCUUCAUCCCUCUGGACAUCACUACAGACGGCAGCCAGCUGCAGGAUUACCUCGACCAGCGUGGCUGCUCCCACUUCCAGCUGUGUCUGUGCCUGGCUGUCACCAUGUGGGUCCAUUUAAACCACGGAGACCGCGGCCUGCUGCAACUUCUCUCUCGCCUGGCCUCCAUCAGCCAGCACCUGCUCCUGGAAGCCCAGCCGUGGAAGUGCUACCGCUCUGCAGCCCGGCGGCUGAGGAAGCUGGGCCGCUCAGACUUUGACCACUUCAAGACCCUGAAGAUUCGCGGGGACAUAGCAGAACAUGCCAGGGAGCACCUGGAGAGACACUGCGGCAUGGAGCUCAUCCAGAGCUUCGGCAACACUGCAUGGGACCGAAAACUGCUGCUCUUCAGAAGGAGAUGAGACUGAGGGACAAUGUCAAGUUUUCACCUGCUGCACCGGAGUUGCUGGGAGAUGAUCAGGAAGACAAAACAAAGAGACAAAUGCAGGGAUUGGGAGAAAAUAGGGUUGAAUUAAUUGACUGACAUACCCAGCAUCAUGGAUAAUCAAUUUAUCGUAUAACAGCUUUUAAAGCAAAAUGGUCAAAAAUUCACUGUUUCCAGCCUCUGAAAUAUGAAAAUUUCUAUUUAUCUUUGUCUUAAGUGAGUAUUCUUGGGGUUUGUACUUUUGGUUUGACAAAAGAAUCAAACUGAAGACACCACCUUAGGCUCUGGAAACUGGAGAGAGACAUUUUUUACUAUUAAGUGGCAUUUUUAUAUUAUUUUAUAUUAAUCUAUGAAUCGAGAAAAUUGGCAGAUGGAUCUUAAUGUCAAUUAGGACUGCAGUUUACCAUUAUUUUCAUUUUAGAUUAAUCUCUGUGUGUAUGUGUCAGAAAGUAGUGAAGAAUAUCCAUCAAAAUUUCCAAGAGCCUGAGGAGACUUCUUCAAAUAUCUUGUUUUGUCUGCCCAACAGCCCAAAACACAAAAGGUAUUCUGUAGCACAUGUAAAUUACAUUUUCUAGCUAAAACCUUGAAAUACAUUUUUUUUGUCAUUCAUUCAUUAAAAAAAAAAAAAAAAAAAACACUGUUUACUAUCCGGUAAUAUAUCUGCCUCAACAAUUAUGUGUUUUAUUAUAUAAAAUAUUUGCCAGAGAUUGCCCAGCUAUACAAUUGCUCACUUUAUGAAUGUGCAAUCAUUACCAUGCCAAUUAAAUAAUAAAACACAGCGUUUUUCAUUAUGAAGUGGUUUCUCCCUUCUGUAUCAGAGCUGAUUGAACUGCACUGGUCAGUAAUGCAAAACUAAAAAAUAAAAA